Molecule: messenger RNA, 1719 nt
Organism: Drosophila montana
Lineage: Eukaryota; Metazoa; Arthropoda; Insecta; Diptera; Drosophilidae
Gene: nSMase
Product: neutral sphingomyelinase
Exons: 2
Coding region: 106-1437 (443 amino acids)
Molecular function (GO): sphingomyelin phosphodiesterase activity
Source: RefSeq, a predicted model, not a curated record
UGCUUAGAUUGUUUAGAAACAAAAUUUAAUCUUAUCGGCGCUGCGCGCGUACAUUGUGCGCCAGUGAUAGCUAAUGAGGGAAUCAGAAACACGGAACUUAUCACAAUGCUGCUGCUGGAGCUGAAAAUUCUAACGUUGAACAUUUGGGGUAUUCCAUUUGUCUCCCGUGACCGUGCGCCACGUAUCGAAGCCAUAUGUAAGGAGCUCAGCAGCGGCCAGUUCGACAUCGUGUCCCUGCAGGAGGUAUGGUCACAGCAAGAUAGCGAGCAACUGCAGCAGGGCACGGCAAGUGUAUUGCCGUAUUCCCACUACUUUCACAGCGGUGUCAUGGGUGCCGGGCUGCUGGUGCUCUCCAAGUAUCCAAUUUUGGGCACGCUGUUCCACGCCUGGUCCGUCAACGGCUACUUCCAUCGCAUCCAACACGCCGACUGGUUUGGCGGCAAGGGUGUGGGUCUCUGUCGCAUCCUGUUUGGCGACCAAAUCGUUCACCUCUAUAACGCGCAUCUGCAUGCAGAAUACGACAACGACAAUGAUGAAUACAAGACACAUCGUGUAAUUCAAGCCUUUGACACGGCCCAAUUUAUAGAGGCUACUCGCGGCAACUCGGUGCUCCAAAUAUUGGCGGGUGAUCUCAAUACACAACCUCAAGACAUUUCGUAUAAGGUGCUGCUCUAUACCUCUAAGAUGACAGACAGCUGUGCCUCGGACUCGUUUCGCACCAACGAGUGUGGCAGGAACUCGUACACAUCGAAAAGUGCGCUGGCCAAAAAUCCGCUGGGAAUACGGAUUGACCACAUAUUUGUAAGGGGCGCAGAUCAUAUCAACGCGGAGAUUGUCGAAUAUACUCUACCAUUUCCGGAACGCGUACCUGGCCAAAAGUUCAGCUUCUCGGAUCACGAAGCUGUGCUGGCCAAGUUAAGACUAAUCCGUUUGCCAAAAGAAACCGAAUCAGAUGAAGAGAUAACCGUUAAUACGGAGCAUGUGGAGUGCAAUCUUUUUGAAGAAGUGUGUGCGCUACAGGAUCAGGGCGCCGGGGAUGCGAUUAAAGAAGAUGCUCAUGCCACUGCUUCUGCCACGAACGAGAACAAUAGCUCUUCGAUCAAUGCUCACCACUUGCCUGCUGCACGCACGGCAGCGUUGAACGAGGCACUGGCUCUGUGCGAUGCUUCCUUGCUGCAAUUAAACACCGACCGCUUAUUAUAUUAUAGUGCAGCAACUGUUCUGUUUGUACUGCUAGUUCUGCUCGUUGAGUAUGCACCACCGGUGGGACUAAAGACCAUUUAUCUGUUGCUCAAGUUUAUUGUAUUUGGCGUAAUACUAUUUUGUUUAUUUAUGGCUUCCAUUUGGAACUACAUUGAGCGCAAUGGCGUGCUACAGGGCAAGAAAUCCAUGGAGGUGAUGUUGCAGCAUGCACAGAAAUAUGAUUACUUUUAUUGAUGUAAGCCUUAUGUAUUCCAUAUGACAGUAGGAAGCUCAAAGAGCAUUUAAUAUAUAGCCCAAGAGCUAUGUUUAUACAUCUAUGUAUCUCGAGUAAGCUAAAAAUGUAAGCUCUGCCUCACUCAAUGCAAUAAAGCGGUCUCUGUCCCCUUUUCAAAUUCAAGCAAAAAAUUAAAUUAGUACUUAUAUGCAUCUUAAGUUUAAAAUUUAAGCGCAAUACAUUAAAAUAACUGCUGUCCCUUUUUCAAAUUCAAGUAAGAAUAAACGUUAAGAGAAAGUUCA